GGUUUCCUGGCGACGCGGCCCUGUAGGCGGCAGCAUACCCACCCGUUUUCCUUUUUCCUUUCCUGACGCGUGAGCGUGGCCAUCAUGCCUUGGUUGCUUUCGACCCCUAAGCUGGUACCCGCCGUAACAAGUGCCCGCGGCCUCUCAGGUUGCCUGUCAUGCUCCCAGCGGAAGUACUCCCUUCAUCCCCUCCCCAAGAGGAAGAUUCCAAACCGAUACUUGGGCCAGCCCAGCCCCCUUACACACCCUCACCUCCUCAGACCAGGGGAGGUGACACCAGGACUAUCCCAGGUGGAAUAUGCGCUUCGCAGACACAAGCUAAUGUGUCUGAUCCAAAAGGAAGCACAAGGGCAGAGAGGGACAGACCAAACAGUGGUUUUGCUGUCCAACCCUACCUACUAUAUGAGCAACGAUAUCCCCUAUACCUUUCACCAAGACAACAAUUUCCUGUACCUGUGUGGAUUCCAAGAGCCUGACAGCAUUCUGGUUCUUCAAAGUCUUCCUGGGAAGCAGUUACCAUCACACAAAGCUGUGCUCUUUGUGCCUCGGAGAGAUCCCAGUCGAGAACUUUGGGAUGGCCCACGAUCUGGCACCGAUGGGGCAGUAGCUCUAACUGGAGUGGACGAAGCCUAUUUCCUAGAGGAAUUUCAGCAUCUGGUACCAAAACUGAAAGCUGAGACAACUACAGUUUGGUACGACUGGAUGAGGCCCUCUCAUGCACAGCUUCACUCUGAAUACAUGCAGCCUCUGACUGAAGCCAAAGCCAGGAGCAAGAACAAAGUCCAGGCUGUCCAGCAGCUGGUGCAGCGCCUGCGGCUCAUCAAAUCUCCUGCAGAAAUUGAGCGAAUGCAGAAUGCAGGGAAGCUGACAUCACAGGCUUUCAUAGAGACCAUGUGCAUCAGGAGAGCCCCUGUGGAUGAAGCCUUUCUUUAUGCCAAGUUUGAAUUUGAAUGCCGGGCUCGUGGUGCAGACAUCUUAGCCUACCCACCUGUAGUUGCUGGCGGGAAUCGGUCUAAUACUUUGCACUAUGUGAAUAACAACCAAGUCAUCAAGGAUGGAGAAAUGGUGCUUCUGGAUGGCGGUUGUGAGUCUUCCUGCUACGUGAGUGACAUCACCCGCACCUGGCCUGUCAACGGCAGGUUCACUGCACCUCAGGCAGAGCUCUAUGAAGCUGUUCUAGAGAUCCAGCAAGCAUGUCUGACCCUCUGUUCCCCCGGGUCGAGCUUGGAGAACCUCUACAGCAUGAUGCUGACACUGAUCGGAAAGAAACUUACAGAGCUGGGGAUCAUGAAGAACAAUAAGGAAAAUGAUGCCUUCAAGGCUGCUCGAAAAUACUGCCCUCACCAUGUUGGCCACUACCUUGGGAUGGAUGUCCACGAUACUCCAGACAUGCCUCGUUCCCUCCCUCUGCAGCCUGGCAUGGUGAUCACCGUGGAGCCAGGCAUUUAUGUCCCAGAGGAUGACAGAGAUGCUCCUGAGAAAUUUCGUGGUCUUGGGGUACGAAUUGAGGACGAUGUGGUGGUGACUCAAGACUCACCCCUCAUCCUUUCUGCAGACUGUCCCAAAGAGAUGAGUGACAUUGAGCUGAUCUGCAAGAGGCCCUGCUGACCUGCAUCGCAGCCCUCCCACAUCUCAGGUUC
Chrysochloris asiatica (Cape golden mole) is the source of this 1640-nucleotide messenger RNA. RefSeq names its product X-prolyl aminopeptidase (aminopeptidase P) 3, putative (gene XPNPEP3). Bases 85 to 1608 code for a protein of 507 amino acids. The transcript has 10 exons. Gene Ontology annotation, molecular function: manganese ion binding; metalloaminopeptidase activity. Gene Ontology annotation, cellular component: mitochondrion. Lineage: Eukaryota; Metazoa; Chordata; Mammalia; Afrosoricida; Chrysochloridae. The record is from RefSeq and is a predicted model, not a curated record.